Molecule: messenger RNA, 12040 nt
Organism: Xyrichtys novacula (pearly razorfish)
Lineage: Eukaryota; Metazoa; Chordata; Actinopteri; Labriformes; Labridae
Source: the annotation of a GenBank genome assembly
AGUAUGGAGGUGGUUUCACUUUCAGGGAUGGUUGUGGUUGGGGAAACCCUCGGGUUGCUUUCAGGAAGUGUCCAUACGUCAGCUGAAGGAAGCAGCAAUAUUGAGUUGGCUCUGGCGUGAUACUCACUGCUGACUUCUCUCUUCAAAAGGAAAAAAGGCGAUGUAAGACGUCCAGGUUGCUUGGGGAAGCAUAGGAGAAACCAUCCGAUUUUGAGUGAGUUUAACCAACCUUUCGACCAACGGCCAAACCAAUGCUUUGCUAGCUAGUACAAGCUAGUCAUGUGUGCGCAUUGCAGCGAGUUGGCGUGUUAUACAGACUCUUCACCAUUCAUUAUUUAAAUGAACCGGCGUACGUCGUAAACAUUGUCAUGCGAAUCUUGUAGUUUAAUUUGUAAGGCUUUUCGGCAUCGUACCGGCUAGCUUUUUUUUUUAUAACAGAAACGUUAGCAUUGGUGUCAGCAGACAGGGGUCUCGUGAUGCAGUCUGCCAUAGUGGUGAGAUAUGACUGCCUGUAUUUAGCUCGACAGUUUAGCCACUUUGAGCACCAUAUUUUAUAUUUUAGACGAAAACUGUGAGCCAAAAUGACAGUUAACGUAUCUAACCCAGCUAAUAAACGCUGUCACGGUAACUGUCGUUAACGAAUAAGCACGAGAGCUCGUGAUACCGACAGUUACGUCUCUGUUAACGUCGAUAAAAACACUCGUGUUGACUAUAAAGCCUGAUACUAAACAUGUAAUUUUAACCAGAAAGGGAGCUGGUAAAACCUCAACAAGUCAAGCAAAGUCAAACAGUAAUUAUCUUUUUAUCUUCUAAUUAUCUUUGACUAAAUGGUAUCCUCCCCCUUCUCUAUUUUAUUCAAACUUCCUUUUUGGCAUUACAAACGAGGAAAAGUGCAACACUUUCAAACGAUAGAAGAGUAAUGUUUAUUUUCUUUGGCUGUAUAUUAUUGUUUUUUUUCUGUAACGUGAAGCUUUAAGUGUUUUAUGAUUAAGUCCACCCCACCCCCUAGUUUUAAGGAUGAUAAAGUAGAGAAAUCAAGUCAUGCCUUGUCAAUUUUAACAGGAGCUACAAGGCUAAGGGUUAAUCAAGGCAACAGACUACAGGUGUGGGUUUGAAAGUCUUUGGAGACUACGGUGGCCGAGAACUGCCACUGCUGCAAAUAAAAAAGAAUGCGAAAAAAAGGAGUCACAAGUUACCGAUGCAAGAAAAAAAAAAGAAACCGUAGCCCCCUGCAAAUAAAAGAAAUGGUGCAGAUUUAUCAUAAUAAUUUUAAAAAAAGCCACAACGGAUAUUAACGACGCAAAAAAAAGUGGCGAAGCAAAAAAAAAAGAGGUUACUCACAACGGAAAAAAAAGGAUGCAGAAAAAAAAAGCCACAAUGGAAGCCACAUCACCAAUGAUGAUGAUGCACCUGCCCUGUGUUUUACGUCUCGGGAAGACGAGCAAAAAAGUAUGUGGAAAGGUUAUUGUUUAAUUUCACUUAGUGUGCUUUUCAGCGUGGUUAGGCCAUGUAGCUGAGUCGAUAUGAAGUUGAACUGAAGCUAACACUACACUAGCAUCCUCUUGUUCAACUUCAUAUCGACUCAGGCACUACAAGGCUUAACCAAAUGAUAAAUUGAAAGGCACGCAAAGCAAAAUUUAACAAUAACCUGUCGUCUUCUGUGCCCAGAUUGUAAAACACUGGUGCAUCAUCAUUAUUGGUUCCUGGCAGCUCACUUCCAUUAUGGCCUCUUUUUUUUUGCAUCCUUUUAUUUUCGCAGUAAGUAACUUUUUUUUUUUUUUUUUUUUUUAGCAUCACCACUUUUUUUUUUACUCCCGUUGUGGCUUUUUUUUUAUCUGCACCGUUUCUUUUUUUAUUUGCAGCAGGAUUCAGUCUCCUUUUUUUCCAUCAGUAACUUCCAUUGUGACCUUUUUUUUUGUUUUUCAUUCUUUUUUUAUUUGCAGCUGUGGCACUUCUUGGCCACCUUAGGAGACAGUUACUUAUACUAAAUAUUAUAAAAACACUGGCUUACAUUAUCUUGAAAUACGAUUUAUAUAUUGGGACCUGUAAUGUAAACACAGCUCAGUUUAGGUAUAAUGUGAUAUUUUGAUGAGAGAAGAAAAAAUACACUCUGCAACGUUCGAGUUUUUAUGCAAUGAUGAUAUCCACUUGACCAUUAUAGAGUUGAUGAAGGCCUGUUGCUAUGUUUUUAGCUGCUCCUCUUAUCAAUAAGUAAUGUUUUGAAAAUUGAAAAAAAAAAAGCCAAGUGCUGUUCUGUUAACAAAAUACAACUCAGAUAAGUACGGGAACACAAAAACGACUUAAUUACAAUAACCUAAGUAAAUACAAUCAAUUUAUUUUAAAUCCUGUGUGCCCACUAUCUUAUUCUUUCGCACUUGUUCAAGAUUACAAACAAAGAUGCCUGUGGUGCCGGUUGUGCCAGAGAACUACAGCCAUGUACUGGCAGAGUUUGACUGCCUUGACCCACUGCUGUCCGCCCUGAGGUUAGACUCUGGUAGACUGAAGGUAGGUUUCACAGUUGUUUAACUGACUUAAUGUUAUAAAUGUUUUUAAAAAAUGAUUGAGGAAUGUAAUUAUUAUUGGCUUUAAGUUGGUGUCGCAGGAGAUUUUACCGUGCCUGUGCCUCACAUACUGAGUAAUAUCUUGUUUUACAGUGUACCUGUUUAGCAGUGUCAAGGAAAUGGCUUGCAUUAGGGACAUCAGCAGGAGGAUUGCACCUGAUUCAGAGGGAGGGCUGGAAACAGAGGCUCAUCCUAACUCACAAGGUAAAUUAUGGUCAAAUUCCUAAUAUGGUAAUAGUGUUAGUUUGCCUCAUGUUUGAUUAAUUCAAAGCUUCAUACCUGUCUUGGCUUGUCUUCAGGAGGGUUGGAUCACUCAGGUGGCAUGUUGCCCUCAUGAUGAAGAUUUUAUUGCUGUUGCAACAAGGUAGGUUUGUUCAUGAAAGCAAAGAAGUGUUUUGCACUCAACCCUCCAAAAAAAACACCACCACUUGUCAUUUGUUGCCACCUACCUGAGUGUUUACUGAUACCCCUUCUAAUCCAGUCAGGGUCUGGUGGUUGUGUGGGAGCUGCAGCUGGAGCGACGGGGUCCUCCAGAGAGGGUCAGUGUGUCCUGGGAGCACAAAGGUCAGGCUGUCACUGCGCUCUGCUGGGACACCAGCACUCUCAGAGUUUUUGUGGGGGACGCAGGAGGCAAGGUGUCAUAUCUGCGUGCAGGAUCCUCCAAACUGGGCAAGGUAGGGUCUGCUAACAGGGAAAAUGAUCUUUUGUAAAAUUUCAUCAGGAUAAGCCAUUUUACUCGUUUACUCAUUUGUCCUCUUUGUUGCACACAUUUUCCAUUUAUAUCCAUGCCUUUAAUGGUCAUGUUUUGACAUGGUCUUAUGUGUGUUUAGGGGUCAGCUUUUGUCAUCUUCCCGGUUCAAACCGUCACCACAGUGGACUCCAGAGUUGUUCAGCUUGGUUAUCUAGAUGGUCGCCUGACAGUGUCUUCCCUGAGCCGCUGCUACCUCUGUGACACAGAGAGGUAUCGCCCAGUAUACUGGCAGUUAUUUUAUUCAAUUGUUAUUCAUUUUCAUCUUCUCAUUUUUGAACAACUGAUUUUGCUAUCUGAUUUUUAAUUAAGUCGGACUAAUGUGUGAAAGGAAAAUUAUAUCUCCCAGAGGUAUUGAGUCUUGUCUUUUCUACCUUAAGGGAGAAGUUUUGGCGAGUUGGAAACAAGGAGCGGGAUGGGGAGUAUGGAGCUUGUUUUUUUCCUCAGAAUAGGGGGUUAUUAGUCGGGCAGCUUCCCCUGCUGUACUGUGCACGGCCUGGGUCUCGAAUAUGGGAGGCCAACUUCAAUGGCGAGGUUUUGAGCACCCAUCAGUUCAAACAGCUGCUAGCCUGUCCUCCUCUACCUCUCAUUUCUUACAGGUACAGAUAUUAUUAUUAUUAUCAUCAUCAUUAUUAUUAUUAUUAUUAUUAUUAUUAUUAUUACUUUUUUUUUUUUUUGCUUUUAUCUUUACUUCAAAACUCCUCACCUUUUUGGGUUCACCUUUUGUGUUUCCAUCAGAAAUGAGCCACAAUACAACCCAGCACAGAAGAACCCCCAGUCCAUUGCCUUUCCUAAACUGGUUUACUUAGGGUAAAGUUAAAAGUUAUUAAUGUAUUUCAGUAUCUAAGACAAAUUGUUUCAAAUGUACAUGUGUUUUAAUUAUAACAGUAAGAGCAUGGUGUUUUUGUUAGAUAACAACACUUAACUCAUUUCUGUAGAGACCAGAACUUGCUGACCUGGACUGAUUCAGCCAUUUAUGUCUUCACACCUCAGAAUGGACAAGUGCUUUUGUGGACUGAAGUCAAAGGUGCUCUUGUUGUUCUUUCCAGUAGCAAACCAUUGCAAUAUUUUAUCUGAUAUUUUAAUUGUAAAUGUGUAAAAGCUUUGAACACACUAUUGUCGGUCUGUAACAGUUUUUGACAUUUUAAUAAUCUCAGUCGUCAAAGAAAGUGUUAACUAGAUCAUGCUAUUCUGACAUUGAUUAUUGGUACCCUUUAUUCAGUUUCCUGUAAAUAGAUAUGAAUCUUUUUCCUUCUUUUUUACAGACCUGGUUGAUGUUGCAGUCUACCGCAAUGAGCUCUUCUGUCUCCAUGGCAGUGGACGUCUUUCUCACCUCUCCCUGCUGUCUGCUGAACGAUGUGUUGAGCGGCUGCUCCGGAGAGAGUCCUGGCCUCUGGCUGCAAUAGUGUGCUGUAUGUUUCAGCACAUUAUCACCACCAGCAGGGUAAGUUGGCUGCAACUGCCAAGAUAUCUGACAUCAAGUCUGUGCAGUGUAGCCCAGAUUUUAGUCUUAUCAGUAUGAUCAUGUGGUAUUCUGACUUUCUUUGUUCCUUUAGAAAAGGAUUAGAAAUUAUCUCAGGUGUUGCAUUCUCUGUGGCCUGAGCAUAACAGAAAUGUGCAGGUGUUGGAUGUGGCUCCUGGUAUUAAGCUGGAAGAAUACUCCAAUACACAGUUCCCUGUAGCUGUUGUUGUAAAAAUAUGUGUACGACUCUGGGUUGCAUUAAAAAAAGAAAAAAAGCCACAUUUGCGUGCUGCCGCCUCGCUCACUAUUCAUUUUUGAUACAGGCCAGGAAAUCAAUUCCGAUCGAUCGUCUUGAACAUCUCAGGUCCCAGCUUAACUCCAGCACACACCACGAGCUGAUCGGCCAGCUGGAGGAAGUCAUCACCAAACUAGAGCCUCUAGACUCAGCCUCUAGCAGCCGAAGGAGCAGCAUUUCCUCACAUGUGAGUACUCUAACUUUCUGUUAGUGAUUGUAUUAUUAUCUAUAUCUAUAUUAUUACGUUAUCUAUUUACAUUUUAGCUGUUUUCUUUUACCUUGAAACACAUGACCUUUUAUGCUCACUGAAUAAUAAUAAUAAUAAUAAUGCAUCAGAUUUCAUAUAGCGCUUUAUCAGAGACCCUCAAAGCGCUUUACAUUGGAUACAUCAUUCAUUCGCUCACACAGUCACACUUUGGUGGUGGUGGAAACGUGGCUGCCUAAUUCAACAUAAAUUUAACAAGUUAAUGUACUGAUACAAAAUCUCUUUGUUACCCAGGAGAGCUUCAAUGUCCUGGACUGUGGAAUCUAUCGUGUGAUCAGUCGCAGAGGCAGCCAGUCUGACGAGGAGACAAGCUCCCUUAUCAAUCCCUCCAUAUAUGAGGAAGAGCGGCUCAAAGAGUUCAGUUUUGUGCAUGAGGACGACCAGGCGGAUCAUGGUAAGAGAUCAUUACCCAUAACUGCUUUUUCAAAUGAUAGUUAAAAAAGUCUUAAAAAAGGUGAAAGUCUUUGUUUUUGCAUCACCUUGUAUGUUUUUUUUUGUCUAAAGAUGCUGUCUUAAUUCUAUUACUAACAGAAAAUGUUUCCAUCACUACUGCAAUUUUUUUGCGGUAAUGAUCAGUAGGCAUCGUGUCAUAACUGUAUUUAAACAUUCAGCUAUGAAGAAAACUAAAGAUUGGUUUUCAGAAUAAUUAGUUUAAUAUUAGUCAAAUUAUUCAAUCAGUUUAAUACUAAUGCAAAUCAGCACCUGCUUUCUGCUAUCUUCUAAAACUCUUAUAUACAAAUAGACAAAAUAGACAAAAAUCAAUUAAAAAAACGCAGGAGAAAUACUAAGGGUGACAUUUGAUAUUUAAUGUUAAAAAUUUUUGAUCUUUUUUUCUUAUUGAUGUGUGGCACACAGACAUAGUGUCCUGUCCAGAACAGAUUAAGAAGUCUUUUCUUUAUUAUCAUUAUCAUUUUAAAAGGUUAUUUUUUUCUGAUUGGUCAAAUUCAGAAUUGCUGGUUGAGCUAACACUGACACAACGAAGGAGAAACCAGAGAAACUACAAGUGUUUAUAUAAAAUUAUUCUGACAAACAGCUGUUUUUACCGGCACUUUUUCCUCUCCUCUCUUUCUCUGUGUUUGUGUGCGUGUGUGUGUGUGUGUGUGUGUCUGUCUGGCUGUGCGCGUGUGUGUGUGUGUGUGUGUGUGUAGCAGCAACAAACUCCUUUUCUGAUCUUCCCGAUUUCAGUGUAAAAAAAGAGUGAAAUUAUUUUGCAACUUUUUAUUUGUGUAAAGCGUAACCAACAGUAUUUGGCAGAAAAAUCCCAAAUCAGAUAAAUGGGUUAUCAAGUGCCUCUAGAUUCUGAAAGACUUGCCAAAAUUUGAUAAUAAUUUUACUCUUUGACUUGAACUCUGUUAUAAUAUUUACAUGUUUCUGUAAGUGUCUUCUACGUUUGCAAGAAAAAUUAAUGUGAUGCUGAUCUCAAGAAAACGUUAAAUCAUGAAAUCAAAAGUGUUGCUAUGUUGUACAGCUGAAUUUGCCGUGAGAACUUUUCAAAUAUAAUCACACUUUUCAUAUUUGAUGUCCUGUCUGUUCCAUUAUAUCACACACAUGCCACCUUUUUGAUUUUUUUCAUGCAUUGUGCAGUAUUUGAUUUAUGUUCUCUCUAUAGUGGUGUCUGGCACUUAACUCCAUCUGCUUGCACCUUGUCCUCUGCCCCUCAUCAUUUCCUCUCAGUGCUCCAUACAUCUGUGUUUUUCCUCUGGCUUUUGCUCCCAUCUUCAUUCAGAUCCACAGAACAGUGAGCGUUUGGAGGCCGAACGAUCUGAGCAAGGCCUGCAGUUCCACCUUCCCCUCUCAUUCCGCCCUAAACCCCCCCGCAUUGCACUGCAGGCUGUUAAAGACAGGUGAACACCCAGAGAAAUAACAAAAGAAUAAAUCUGUUAUUAAAACAGCUCAUACCAUACAUGCACAUAACUGUUACAUGUUGCAUUUUAUCACUAAGGUUGCACUUCCUCAUUUUCUAUUUCUCAGGGAGAAUGAAGCUCCUAAUAAUAAAGCAUUCAUAAGGCACAGCUGUGCUGUUAUACAGCUUAGUUCCCCUUUACACGAAAGACCUGUAUCUAUUACUUUCAAUUCACAAUGAGCAUCUGUGGCAUUACUCUGUGUGCUCUUUGUAGGACAGUUUGCCACUCUGGUUGUCACAGGAUAAAUCUAUCCGUUUUAAUCUCGCUGUUUAACUAUUACUCUUUUUUUUCUUAGUGUUUCUAGUUUUGUCAAGAAGACCACAGAGAAGAUCAACACUCUCCAGAUGAACUCUGAGCUUUGGCAACGCCCUGAAUUCAGGGAGGGCAGUCAAGCUGAAAUGUCAACCACCACAGUUCCCCACUCAGAGGAAAUAGACAAUGAGUAAGUACUAACCUUUUUAGACAGUAAUAGGCAAAUCAGAUGAAAUCACUGAAUCAAAUGUCGUGUCUCAGGGUUUAUGAUGACAUGCCCAACACAGAAGCCGACAUGCAAGAACUAAGAUCUGCAACAGAGCGAGCUAUGUAAGCUUUGGUCACUAUUUUAUUAGGUUUCUACAUUUUCCAGUUUUACUGAUCUGAUUUUAAAUCAAUGUGUUACAUUAUUCCAACAACAGCUCCCAACUCCAGGAUCCCUGGGUGCUAAUGGAUCCGGUCUGUCUGGGAGAAACUCUGCUGGAGUGGCUGCAAGUGCUAGAGCGAAUAUUAGGACCUGUAGAGGUUGGUUUUGUUGCUGUGGGGGAUACGAACACAGAUGGACCUGGAGAAGAGAGGUGGGAAAGGGAUUAUCUCAACACAAGCUCAGAGCAGCAAGAGGAGUCACCCUGCUCGCCAGGAGAACCAACAGAGAGCGUUACAGAGGAGAAGAAAGCAGAACCUUCUGAGUUUGAAGACAAAGAGGACUCGUGUGACUCCUCUGAGAAGGAGGCUGAGGUUUUGAACGAGACCACUCUUCUAGAGCCUCUAAGAAUUGUGAAUCCAGAGCCCCUGCCAUCAGAUCUCCUGGCUAACCUCACACAGCUGGCAACCCUGUACACAGAGCUGAGCUGCUUCAGAAAGCAGGAGAAUGAACAGGGGUUAGGAUGCACAACUUUCCUGCGACGCUACUUCUUCCUGCUAGACCAAGAGCGAGUGAGGAGAAUGUGUCUGCUGUGUUAUCAGGAGCAGCCAGAUGUGCAAAGCUCCUUCAUCGAGGCCAUGCGAGGUCAGGUUUUUAUUUGUACGAUUCAUUAAUCAAAUCUGUGGUCCAGUGAUCAAUUAUUUCAGACCUGUACCAUGGGGAUCCAUGCAUUAUGAUACCCAUGGAGUUAAAUUUUGACUUAUUUGUUUCUCUGUAGAUCUGACACAGUCCAGUAAGGUGGUUGAGGUUAUUCAGAGAGGGGAUUUGCUGAGAUCAUUGCGCAGUCUGAGAGAGCUGCAGCCUUGGAGCGCACCUCCUCUCCUCGCUCAUAUACACAGGUUAGUUCAAGUACUUUUGUCCGACAGUCAGCUAAUACUUACACCACAGUUGUGACUGACAUUGCAAAGUAUUUUUUCUUACUUUCCAGGCUUUAUGACAAGCACGGAGAAGCAGCUGUACGGUCCUUUUCCCAGUUCUAUCCUACAAUCACACCGGCUGAUGUAAUGGCCAUGGCUCAGCAAGGCCACUUCCUGGCAUAUCUGGAUAAUCUGGUCCAAUCCCAAACUGAGGAGCACAGGUAUGUCUCAUCACAGCCUGACAACAUGCUAUAGAGUAAUUUAUUUAGCUAUAAGUAAUUUAUAAGAAAAAGUAAAAACAAAAACAUGUUGAUUUAAAGAAUCAGUAAAGUGAAUAAUACAGGGUGUGAAUGAGUAUAAAUUAGCUGUUUGAUUUUUGUGUAAUUCUUACCCAGGAAAUUUUGAGCAUCAAACUCUUAAAUCCACAUAUUCUUCAAUAAAAAAGACAAAAUCAUUUGAAAAUUAAUUUGAACUUCUUACCACAAAAAUCUACAUCCUACUUAGACAAAAUGUUAAAUUACAUAAUUGAUUUAAAACUCAGCCGUUGCAUAUUGGUCAAAUGAUGGAAUACACUGAAUUAACACUUUUACUUUUUUUUUUUUUUUUUUUUUUCAUUUUUUAUAUGUUCAAAAUAAACUUCAAUCAAUCUAUCAAAAACUUUGAUUAAAACAAAAAGCGUUUUGGCACAAUCCUUAUACAACAACAAACAUUUAUACUUAGUUACCAGUAAGGUAUUUAUCACAUUUUAGGUUUUUCAUUUCAUUGUAUCUACAGGAGGAGCAUGCAGAUGGCACUUUACUAUGGUUUACCAACUAGAGGGGCAGCUCCAAGAGUAUUUUUGUGUUAUACAUUGAGAGGGCAUUAAAUGUUUUUUUUUUUUUCCUACCAGAAGGGCAUCCAAGAGGACACCCUGUAUCAAUAUAAAAUGGGCUGCAACUUUUAAAUGUAAAAUAUAAGAUGAUUCCAUAUUAUAAGGGAUGGUCAGCAACCCUAUGUGCUGUGUUCACCAUUUGGUUGCACCCCACACAUGACAAGAACAAAACCUGCCAUCAGCUGUUGUCACAUGUGGGGUCUCUUACAUUUUCAAAACAGCUAAGAUUGAAAAACUCUUUUGGCCUGGGUCAGGGUCCUCACAGCCUUCAUUUCCCUGUUUCUAUUAAAGACUAAAAGACGUUGCAUUUUAAUUCUUUAAUAUUGCUUUGAUUUCCUCCUCUAGGUUGUCAUUUUUGCAGUCUCUUCUUGAACCUGAAUCACUGAGACAGGACUGGCUGGAGCUGGCACUCACUCAUGAUGCACCUCAACACUGUGAUACCCUGACUUCUGACCGACAGCCCAGGUCUGACGCUGUUUGCAUUAAUUCUACAACAUAAUUUACUUGAGGCCAGAGCACUUAUUCAGUUUGAGUUGGAAAAUGACUGUAAAAAGUAAAGAUAUCAUUCCACUUCUUGUUCUGUUUAGUCUGUUGUAAGUUGAACUAACAAAGGAAAAUAUCGUUAUAAUUGCGAGUCUCUCGUGGUUCUGCUGCAGGUGGCGUUCCCAUUGUUUCAGCUGGGGUUAUGGCCGCCUUCUGUCUCUUCUUAUUGGUCUACCUGCUGACCUUUCCUCCAAGCAGAAGAUGGCAGAGACUUGCCGCAGUCAUGGGUACUUCUUAUUUUGUCGACUCAAUGACAGUUAUAGUUUACAGUUUAAUAUACAGCACAAACCUCUAUACAAUGUGUGUGCAGGUACUGGAUGGGUUACCUGUACCUCUGCCGUGAGCUGCAGCGUCGUACGGAGGCGUUCUCCACCAUCUGUCAGCUGGAUGAUAUAAGUCUUCUGGAAGGACCUGAUGGUAAAACUCUACAGAGGAGGAUGAGGCCGAAUUUUGUACUCGAGCAGGAUGAGAUACGGUUUUUAAAGAGUUAUUCAAAGAUAUUAAAAGUAUGUUUAGCAAAUGUUAACCUUAUAACAGGUGUAAUGGGACAAACUGUUAUGAGGCAGAAGAAAACCAUGUACUGGCUGUUAUGAUACUGCAUAGCACUAGUCGACCUCUAGAGUGUCUGUGUUUCUUGAUAACUUUGGUGCCAAACAAUCAUUCAACGAACACUCAAAACCAGCUUCAAACAUUUUCACAGGCACUUUCACAGCCUUAUGUUUUUCUUUUUGUUAUCCUCCAGGUGUUGAGCCUCAAACUUUAGAAGAAUGGAAGCUCCUGAUCCAGUUAUGUCAGCAGAGCAGCACCGCAGUCGACCCAGAGCAGGUCACAGGCGUGAAUGGGGACAGGUGGUCCAACGGCUCAGCAGACUGCAGUGGAAAGAUCAGCCCAGAGAGCCUAACUCUGAUGCUGGCUCGGACAGCUGGACCUGACCGCGCCAUGGCUGUCCUGGAGGAGUGCGGAGUGCAGCUGGUCCUCUCGUCGCACUCCAGACUGGUCUGCGAGCUGCUGAGAGUCGCUGAGAAAAGGCAGAGGUGGGUCAGAGAUUUUAAGCGAGUUCCAAAAAUGUUUCUAUACAUAAAAUUCAGUAAAUCGUAUGCUAAUAUUUUUCUUAUGGUUUGGGAUACAAUGGUUUUACUCCCAAAUUAGUAAUCUGUGAAUAAUCUUAAGGUUCAAAAAGGUCAUCUUGUUCUUAUUGUUUAUCCUAGAGGAGACCUAAAGCCAUUACCCAUGAUGGUCAUAAAAUGUCUCUUUGGGAGGAAAUUCGCGAACCAAAAUCCACCCGAGGAUCUUUUUGUUGUUGUAACAAAUCCUUCAUUUGAGUCAAGGCAGAGAAAAUACUAGAGAACUCAAUAAAUAUGGUUUUAUAUGUUUGUUGGUAGUGUAGUUCUUUUAAUCCAAUACCCUUCUUGUUUUUGUUUCAGAGCGAUGAUCCAGACGAUGCUUGAGCGCUGUGAUCGCUUCCUAUGGUCUCAGCACGCCUAAUAAAGAUCUCUGCUGUGAAUUUAGCUUCUCUGCACAACACAACAAGUUAACUAACACUGUAUGUAAGUCUGAAACUGCUGAUGAUAAUGUGACUUUUAUUAUGCACUCUAAUCUUUAUCAAAGCAGGAGGGCUCUAAGCCUCUCCUGAAACAGUAUUAUAAUGUAACUCUAACUUUAGUUUGCCUUUGCAGCCUUCUUUUCUACUUUAUAUUUAUGAUUUACAUUUCACAUUUUUAGCAAUAAUCCGAUCUAUUAUAGGUGCCAUCACAAUAUCGCUUCUAAUGAUUUGGUAUUUUUUGCAUGAAGGAAAAAAAAUUCUGUGAAUUGUUCUGACUAUGUAAUAAGUUAUAAAUAAAAUGUGUUUAUGUUAAAA